UAUGAUAAGUUUUGGUCUUGUACUCUAAUGUCUUUGUUUCCACCUGCUACAUAGUCACAGCCAUGCUUGCGGCAUGCACAUAUAUCAUCCAUGAUUUAUUACAAGCUAAACUCAAACUGUGACGCAAGAUAGCAAGCAGCGGAAAAAUGAAAUGUUCAAAACAUUACAAAUGUGGCUCUGAGCAGGAACUAUUGAGAAAUGUGCAGAGCGGGUGAAGAUUUAUCUCAAGCAACCGUGUUCAAAAAUUAAGGCUGACUACAGUGAGCAUGGUGGAAGAUACUUAAGCAGUGUUGAAGCAUCGACAGCACCACCUGCCAUCAGCAGCUAACAGCGCAAAACAGAAAACAGAAUAUAAAAGGCCGGCACUACUUCACAUCAAUGAGCUGGAGAAUGCCGUGGCGGUGGAGAACAUAGAGCUUCAGGAGCAACAAUCAGACCGCAAGGAGCUGGAGGAGACUCUGGAUAAACUAGAGAAACAUAAAGAAAAGCUGGUACAGCAGAUAAAGACAAUAAGACAGCUCUGCUAUGAAGAGAGUCAGCAGAUCCUGUCUUUACAGGCAGAUGAGAUGCAGAAGGAGAGCCAGGUGGAGGAGUAUGAGAGGGAACUUGCCAGAGCCAGGUGGAGGCUGAGGAAGCUCAGAGAGGAGGUGAAGCAGGCCAAGAGAAAGGUGGAUGAGGCUGGAGAGAGGAACAAUCCUUUGCAAGACUCCAUCAGACAGUCCUACGAAGAGAUCCUGCAGGAGGAGCACACUCUGUGUUCUCUGUCAGGAGGAGCAGUCACUCCAGAGAGCCAGCUGGAGGAGUCGACAUCUCCUGCAGACACCACUGAGGAUGAUCUGCUCCCUAUGAAGCCAUGGGGGAGGAGCCAGUCAUUGCCAGCCUACGCUGACCUGAUAAUGAGGGCCAGUGGCUCGUCUUUCUGCAAUAAUCUAGCAGGUACUAGAGAAGAAGUGGAUGACAGUGGGACCAGCUCACCAAAGAUGGACAGGUCGGACAUAGAGGAUGACCCAGAGGAGGGUGAGAUCAACAAUGAAAGGGAAAAUGAGAGAGAGAAUGAAGAGUCCGCUAUGAAUGCAAACCCUCUCAGCCAACUGGACUUCUACCAAGCUGACCCCUUCGCCCACUGUCAGAGUGAUCAUGACCUCUUCAAUGAAGACCUGUUCCCUAAAACUGACUCAUCUGAUGGAUUCGCUUCAGACCCUUUCAAAGGCAGUGACCCCUUUGCAGCAGACAUUUUGUUCCCUGAGGUGAACGUCGGCUCUAAUGACGGGGCAGGAAAUGUUGGUGAUGAGGCAGACACCAGUCUGUCCUGUGCUGAAAACAAAGCCUCAACAGGAACUCAGUGCUUUGAGUCUGAAUUCCCAGACGAAGACAGUGACAUAGAAAUCAGCUACAGCCGUGAGGACCUUGAUGCCAUUGCUGUGGCUGAUGAUUGUUGUGGAUUUAAACCCAUACAGAGCUCAUCAGAGGAGUUGGGGCCAGUGCCCAUUCAGGGCUGGAGGUCCCAGGGUCAGUAUUCUGUAGAAUCAGAUCCUAAUGGGUAUGAGCUGGACCUUGGUGCUGUCUCCCCUCCCUCUGACAUCGAAGAACACAGUCUGGGAUCUCUAGCUGGAGAGGUUAACAUGGAGGCAACAAAAGGACUGGAACAAGGUCUGAGUGCUGGUUCAGCUCAGGCUGCUCCUGUUCUUGGCGAACAAGCCCUUGUGGAACCUGAGUGGACAGGCAAAGGAGAGCAAAUUCUGUUACAUGACGUUACCUCCAGUCAGGCUGAAGAAUGGGAGGAGGAACCCAUAAAUCCUGCGACUCCCCAAAACUCUCUAGACUACCAAAACCUCAUUAUCCAGCCUGACUCAGAUGAGAACAGAGAGCUGAGCUUUGAACUGAGCUAUGAACCUACCAGUCAGUCUUCCUUUGACCCAUAUGGGUUUAAACUCAGUCCAGAACAUUCUAGUCACACCUUGUUAGACCCUGAUGAAGCUGAACUAAGCCCAGAACCUUCUGAAAAUGAGCUGACCCUUGAUCAUGAGCCCACCUCUUCUCAACCAGAUCAGUUGGACUUUGAUCACUAUGGGUUUGACAUCUCUUCCUCACAGAUGCCACGGGACUCUGACCCUUAUGGCUUUAAACUCAGCCCACAGGAAGAGAACCAGGAGGUACUGGACCACUGUGGCCAUGAUAACCAGGAGGCAAUGGACCUUUGCACAUAUGACAACAACAAGCAAGUGGAACCCUCUAACUAUAGCAACCAGGAAGUGCUGGAACCUCAUGCCCAGGAAAACCAAGAAGUGCUUGAACAUUGUAGCCACAUUAACCAGGAACUGCUGGAUAUGUGUAACAAUGGAAACCAAGAAGUGCUGGAACCCCCUGGCCUUGACAACAGGGAGUUAAUUAGCAAUGAAAACCAGGAGCCACUGGAUCUCUGCAGUCAUGACAACCAGGAAGUGGUGGAACCCUAUCGCAAUAUCUCCAUUGAGGAACUACUUGAACCUUGUAACUAUGAUAACCAAGAAGUGCUGGAACCUAGCCAUGGCAAUCAGGAACUGCUGGAUUUUUCCCUACCUGAAAAUCAGGAAGUGCUGGAUUUUGAUAACCAUGGCAACCAAGAAUUGCUGGAUUUUGGUAGCAAAGAAAAUCAGGACGAACUUGUUUCAGGUAGCCAUGACAACCGAGAACUCCUGGAUCUUGGUAGCAAUGAAAAUCAGGAAUUGCUCGACUUAGGCAGCCAUGACAACCAGGAGGUACUGGACAUGUUGAGUAAGGACGUUUUCCCCGAAGCGAACAAUAACCAAUGCGCUGUGGAAUCAGAGCCCAAUGUCAGUCCAACCAAUAACAGCUCAGACAGUGAUGUGGCAUCAGAGGACCUGCUGGGACUCGAACUCAGUAAUUCCAGUAUCUGCAACAAAUCAAACACCAAUACUGCUGAUACCCUCAACAUGGCUGUUAGUAACAUGUCUGCUAACCAGGAUUUCACCACAUCCAAUCCUCCCACUAGUCACAACUUCUUAGAGGGCGAUCUGGGCUCCGUUUUUGGGGCUGGAGGAUACAUCGGUUGUCCUGAUGUAGCUGAUGACCUAGAGCCUUUGGCCAUAAGGAAGGCGAAGCCGGUAGCAGAGCCAGCACAACCAGUCAGACCAGUAAGGCCUCCUCGGCCCUCGCUUAGGGCCAAGGAGAAGGCUCAGUCCCAGACACAGGGCAUCGACCUGAAGUGACCCCUCACCAACACUCAUGUGGUGGCUACAUGUCAGCAGACUUCCUAUGACAACAUCAACUCAAGAGAAGAGGAGGAUGAAAGCAGAAGUAAGAGGACGUGCAAUGAAAGAGAGAGAGAUCGUUCGUUUUUUUUUAUAUGACAAUAAUUCUAGCUUCAGACGUUUAUGUUUGGAGUUUUUGAGGGGAACAAAUAAAGUCUUAAUGGAAAUGGAGAAGUAGGCAAGAUGUAAAAACCACUUGGUACCACAGGAUCAGCUGAGGCCACAAUUUAACAAUUAAUGUUAAGGAAACAUGAUCACAUGGCUCCUGUCUCUCUUGAGUGAUUUAUAGCAUCAGGGUGAAGACGAGGCUAUUAAAAUGAACAACAUUCUGUGAAGGACAUCUCAUAUGAAAAAGAAAUGAUUUUUACAACAGAUGAUGCUUGUCAGUCAUCCAUAAGGCUGGUAUUAUCGGUUCUUUAUUUGCGAUAUCAGCUGCUAACACACUCCUGUGUCCUCUUCUGUGAGAGAUUUUGACAGGACAGAUUGGUCCAUUGCGAAAAUAAUUUCCCCUCUUUUCAUUUGAUCUUAGUGUUGGAGCAUGUGUAAGUGGACUUUGUCACGUAGAUUACAUGUAUAUAUAUAUAUUGUAUACUCUACUAUUGUGGUUAUCAAUUAAUCUAGUCAAUUUGUAGUUUUAGAUCUAAAUUGAUCGAGAGCUGUUGGUCGGGUUUUACAGUGAGUGCAUAUCAAUACCUUCACCGUGGUAAUAUGCCUAGUUUUUUCAAUUAUCCAUUACUUACGGUGCGUAAAGAGCACCCUGACAGCAGCCUGAAACGCAGUGCUUCACUGCCAUCUCUGGUGGAGAAUUAAAACCUCGAACCACAGCACUGCUGUGUGUGUUCAGGAGUGUGCUUUGUUGCACCUGUGACCACACCUAAACUGGGAUGUCACAGUAUCCUGCAGUACACCUGCACUGCCGUAAGGUUACAAGUUCAUUGACUGGGAGUCAGGUGUUAAGUUACUAUUUGAAGCAUUUGAGCCAUUGAACCUCAUACUUGAACAAUCUCAUCAGUAGCAUUAAAGGAAUAGAUCAUCAUUUAGACAUGCAUUUCACCACAUCUGUGUCCUAGUUCCAUACGAAACGCUACUCAUGUUAAAUAAUAAAACUAACCACUAAUGUUACUGUGCAAUAUUUUUUAUGGUAGUAUAUAAGACAUUGAUUUUGGUAUUCAGAUGAAAGGGUAGGUGUUAAAUUAUGUGCAGACAGAUGUGAGGCUGCAACUUUGAAAUAAUACUGCCAAUUUCAAAAAAGAAAUAAAUACAGUUAGCAAAAAAUGUA
This is a messenger RNA of Acanthopagrus latus (yellowfin seabream), 4530 nucleotides long. RefSeq lists its product as uncharacterized. The coding region runs from base 567 to 3209 and encodes 880 amino acids. The record is from RefSeq and is a predicted model, not a curated record. Lineage: Eukaryota; Metazoa; Chordata; Actinopteri; Spariformes; Sparidae. The transcript has 10 exons.